Penicillium odoratum is the source of this 1641-nucleotide messenger RNA. RefSeq lists its product as uncharacterized. The coding region runs from base 1 to 1641 and encodes 546 amino acids. The record is from RefSeq and is a predicted model, not a curated record. NCBI's taxonomy places the organism in Eukaryota, Fungi, Ascomycota, Eurotiomycetes, Eurotiales, Aspergillaceae. The transcript has 2 exons.
AUGGAUCUUGCCAGUCUAUCACGGCCUGCAAUUCUGGCCCAGUGCUCUCGAUGCUCCAGCUCUUUAGCGGUACUGGAGAAUGAAUGGGCAACACUGUCAAACGCCUAUUCUAUUGCGACAGCAUGGCUAAGCGUCAACUUCAACCGAAUUUCUAUUUCAACAGAGAGAAAACAAAUCCCACAAACACCGGAAUUUCAUCUUUUGCGCGGGCGCACUACCCAGGAAGUCACUUGCAAACUUUGCCAGCAGAAACUGGGCGCUCUAUGCACCUUGGAUAAUGGCCCUAACAUCUUCUGGAAGAUGUCCAGGGUUGCCUUCAGGGAAGUUGUGACCAUGCGAACCGCCGAGCCCAUUUUUAAAGACGGUGCCCUUGAAAGAUUUCUCCGUCCGACCCCUCCAGAACCCGUUCAAGAUCGCCCCUCCACCCAUGACGCCGCGUUAGUCCCAAGUAGCACAUUCGGUGUAUCUAAAGACCCGGCCUUGCAGCGACAGAUGCAACACCAGGGGCGAAGUAUUGAUCAGAUUUCGAGCUCCGUGAACCACUUGCAGGAUACCAUGACAGACUUGAAACAUUCGUUUACUUCGCUCCGCAUCGAACUCCAGGGACCCAGUCGCCACAUGGCUGAAAAUGGAAACCUCAACAGCCAGGGCUUUGAUAUGGUUGCGACUGUGUUGAAGGAGUUGAAGUCGAAGUCGGACGAAAUUGAAAAAUUCAAGCUGGAGAUUGAGGCAUUGAAGUUGAGAAACCGGUUCAUGGAGGAGCGCAGGCCAGGUAACACGGACUAUCUGUCUACAAAGGAUGAGGUGCUGCCUGAGGUUCAAAGCCCCGGUUUGCUCCAGGCAGGAAGAAAACGUGCUUGGCCCGAUGCCUUUUCCACCGGUCGCUCUCACACGGUCGCAGACUCGUUCGGCGAAGAAGACAUGAUUGAUGGUCUGGCAUUGGAAAAUCGAUCGACAUAUUUGGUUAGCCUCCCUAUUCAAGACUCACAUAGAAUCACCAAUGGCGAGACUAAGGGUCAAUCGCCAUCCGGGUCUCCAAGUGGCCAUGAUAUGAAUCAUCGGCAACCCACCAGGGCCGCUGUCGAUAAUCAAAGACCGAUGUUUUCCCAGCAAAGUCCGACCAAACGACUAAGGGUAACGCAAUCCUCUGUGGAUUUGUCCCGCACACAGUAUAACCCUGAAAAGAGACGACCCGGCCGGCCGAGGAAGUCUAUUAGCCAGACUUUCAAACCCAACACUGCCCAAACAUCCGACACUUCCCAACGAAACUCAGAGGCGGGUACCGAGUCCAGCUCGUCUGUCCAAGUCCCCACAGUACUUUCAAGUCCGCAAAAGCAACCCACCAGCGGUCGUCCUCGGCGUACUACACGAUCACGGUCUAUGGGUCCAGCGGAACUUAACCGUGAUGCACCGAAUGAGACAGAUGCCUCCAAUGGAGAACCUAUGGAAGAAAGUUCCAACAAUGAACCGGUUAGUCCCAAGAACGGGGACGCAACGACUGGUGAACAUGACGGCGUUCGUGUCGAGGACUCCGAGGCUAUGGCAAAAGAAAGGCGUAAAGCCAAGGUUGCGGCGCGGGACGUCAUGACCCGGAUUGCUAUGCAGCGAGAAGAAGUUAUGGAAACUGAUGAGUCGCGGUAA